AUGACUGCUGCACGUCCCGCGUCCGCCACGACCGUCUUCCUCGACCAGCCUCCGAGCUGCAUGCAGUUCUGCCCGGCUGCGCCAAACACUUUCGUCAUCGGCACCUAUCUUUUGUCCGAGAAGAAGGACGACGAGGGGAACGUCGUCGAGCAGUCCAAGACUGGAAGUUUACAGCUAUGGAAUAUUGAGCCCGAACAAAACAACCUCACGCUCAUCCACCGGAUAUCCGUGCCCUACGCAGUCUUCGAUCUGCAUUUCCACCCGCGAGAUCCCUCGCUCUUGGCAAUCGCCUCCAGCGUCGGCUCUGUCGCGCUGUUCCGCGUCUCAGGCCCAUCACCCACUGAAAUCACCCAUCUCUGGGCCCGUCCCGUCCACGAUGAUCCGUCCAUCCCGGCUCUCUUCCUGGCCUGGACGCCUCCGCACUGGUUGAAUCGCGAGCAGGCCGACGGGUUCGCCGUCACGUUCUCCGACGGCUCCACGGUCGUCUUCGGAUGUGAUUCCACCGCCACGCUCUCCGAGAAGUCGGACGAGAUCGCAGAACUCGGCAGUUUUGCAGCGAAACAGCCCAUCGAGGUAUGGUUUGUCGCGCUGGCUGCGGUGCAGGACGAGGAGUCGAGCUCGGCGUCGACCACUACUCGGUUCCUGUUCACGGGUAAUGAUUUCGGUUCUCUGCAUACUCGUCGUCUUGCUCAAGCAUCUGAGCAGGACGAGGACGAGCUCUUGUCUCCCCUACUUUUGGAUCAUGAUGACCGAGGGAGACACCAUACUGCCGGCGUCACGUCCAUCCUGCCGCUGCCGCUGCCGCUGGUCGACGGGGCACCAUUGCUGCUGACCGGUAGUUACGAUGAGUAUCUGAGAGUAUAUCAUGCUACGCGGCCGGGCGAUGUGCUAGCAGAGGAGUGUCUAGGGGGUGGAGUGUGGCGACUGCAGUUGCUGAAGACGACGCAUGAAUCCGUAGAAGGGGGUGCGCGAUGGACGUUCCUGGUCCUGGCGAGUUGCAUGCAUGCCGGGACACGAGUGGUGCGAGUUACGGGGGAAAUGAAAGAGGGCUCAGAACCUCAAUGGGGGAUUGAGGUUUUGGCGGAGUUUACGGAGCACGAGAGUAUGAACUACGCUUCGGACGUGUGGAAGCCCCGCGGUGGGUAUGAUUUGCAAGGGCAAGAAGGAUCGGAGUUGCUCUGUGUGUCCAGCAGCUUCUACGAUCGAAGGGUGUGCAUCUGGCGAACGAGCGUAUGA
This is a messenger RNA of Aspergillus melleus, 1236 nucleotides long. RefSeq lists its product as uncharacterized. The transcript is spliced from 2 exons. Lineage: Eukaryota; Fungi; Ascomycota; Eurotiomycetes; Eurotiales; Aspergillaceae. The coding region runs from base 1 to 1236 and encodes 411 amino acids. The record is from RefSeq and is a predicted model, not a curated record. Gene Ontology annotation, molecular function: protein binding.